GAGCUGCGUGCUGGCUGCUCACAUGUUUAACUCGCUCGAGAAAUUCGUGAAUAUUUGUGAAAAUACACAAGUGCAACAACCGAUUUCUUGUGCAGUGUAACAACCAACAUCGUUUUCAUCGAUACCAUCAUCAAUCCACCUUUGGCGCGGUGAAAAUCUGCAGAUUUAUUCGAUAUUCUAAGUCAUAAAAACGAGAAGGGUGAGGAUUAGUCGUUUGGAGAUCAUCUUCAGGCGCAGUCGCUCACAGUGUUCUGCGAAACACUUUGAUUCGUGUCCUUGGACAUCCGAAACGCAACGCUUUAGCAGGCGCCGCGCAGAAGACGAGUGAUGGAUGCGGUCUUCUUCAAUUUCCAUAAGGAAGAAGAUUUCUCAUCGUAUUUCUCGUCUUAUGAAGAAGAUUCCCAAAGCUACGAUGGCUUACAAAACGGAGCACAGAACUCCGACUAUCACUGGUUGGACUACGAGCGAGAGCUCAAUGGCGAUAUGGGACUUAUUCCCAUACCGAGCGAAACCAACUUUGCGCUGUCCACAUCGCCGCCAGUCAAAGAAGACUUUAAUAAGAUAAUGAGCGAAUGGAAUCACUUAGUUAGUUUAGAAGUCGGUGAUGACUUGGUCGAUGACUUGGAGAGCGCGUCGGCGGUGUCACUGCAGAUGGCUGACGACGCCGGCGCCAUUGCGCUGCCGUCACCCCACGAGGAGGACAUGCUCGACAUCAAGGCGGAGGACUUCGACAUCACGAAGUACGUUGUCGGCAGCGAGCCGGACGUCCCCGAUGUUAUGUCCGCUUGCGGUUUUGAGGAGCAUAGUAGUAGUAUAAGUAGUCCUAAACAAAUUGAAAAUGUAAACGUUAAGCAUGAACGUGAUGUAACAAAUGUAGCGCCGAAGGUUAAGGUAGAAGAAGAAGAAGAAGAAGAUGCGAUGGAAUUGGAGGAUGUUAAUGUUGGUAAAAUUGAGACGAAUGCGCAUGCGCCAGAUAAGGUAAUCAAGAUGGAAAAAUCGCCGAUGAAAAAAGCCAAACAAUGUGUUAUGCCGCCGCCGAAAUUUGGUGGUAAACGGAUUGACAUGGCUAGGGGUAGAUAUAUGGUUGAUGAGGAAGAUUCAUCCAGCGAUGAUGAAGAUAUUGCUAUUGAUGUGGAAACAGUUGAUGGCGAAGAAGAAAUUAGUCAUCCAGUACUGCAAGCUGGUGAUCUCAAUAGUUUGCUGGAACAGUUUGAGGCUACUGAGACUACCAACAUGGAAUUGCACCAACAGAUGCCAUGCACACCAGAAAGAGAUGCUCAAAAUUCUGUUCGUAUGGACGACAUCUCCCUGGAUAUCAUGAUUGAACAAGUAAAACUUAUUUCGCCGAUAAAGUCACCAAUGGUGAUUAGAAAAGGGCCAACGAAAAGCAAUAGACAAUUACUGGAUUUCCGGGAAGCCAAACCCGAAGGUGUCACCGCGAUAACCAAGGUAAAGUCAGAAAAAGUUGAAAUCAAAACAGAAAAUGUUUCAACAAAUGAGCUGAAAGCCGCGAAAGAAAUUAAACUGGAUCAGUCUCCAGUGAAAGACCAGCGUAAAAAUAAACAGAUCCUGGACGCAUUGCCAACUGAGUUAAUUGACAGGAUACGCGCAUCUAGUAAACGCAAGCCAGUACAAUUGAUUGAGCCAAUCGCACCAACCAAACGCCGAAUGAUGAACAACAAUACCCAUUCACAAUCUCCAGCGCAUAUUAAAGACCCCAUUGCUAAUUCUCCACUAGCAAAUCGCAUUAUUAACAGUAACAUUAACAACAACCAUGGUAUUCAAACAACUACGACGAAUGGCAACAAAUUUAUGAAUACUGUUUUCAAAAUGACGCAGAAUGUUAUGUUGGAUCAUGAUUAUUGUACCUAUGCUCUACCAACGCAUGGUGUAGUAAAAGACGGACCGAAUUCAGCGAAAGACUCGGGAUUUUCAAGUGCUGAGGAAGAUGAGAAAAUCAUCCGAACACAACCGACGAUUAAAAGCUCCAACGGUAAACUGAUGGUGUCUCUAUUAAAAACAAACACGAUUAAGAAAAAGUUAAAUCUGGAAGAGUAUAAGAAACGCCUGCAAACUAGACCAAACACAAAAUCGUGUGGUACUUCACCGCGGGCUAGCGAAGAUGACGAAAAUACGCGCAGAUUAAAACAUACGGAGAUGUUGAUGAAAAUCGCACAGGACAAUUUAAAACUAGGCAAUAAAAGUCCACAAGAUGGCGGCGGUGAAUCCGUAUCACUACCGCCGAUAGAAAUACCUCAGAUUGGUGCUAAAUCAACAAAUGCCACUACAUCAACUAAAGUGAAAGAUGUAACUAGUUGUGAUACAGUUAAAAUUAAGCAGGAACCACCAGACGAUGUGCAAAUCAUUGAGGUGAAACGACCGCCGAAGAAUAUCGUCAUGAAAACGUUGGUAAGCAUCGGGACUAACACUGAAGAGUCGUGGGGGCAUUUAGAACAGAUUCUACAGAAUACACACAUAAAAAUCAGUCCCAAUUCGUUGAUAAGUUCGAUAGUGGAGCAACUACCAAAACCCAAACAGGUACUACCAACGAAACAAGUUGAACACGGUGAAGACAAGACAAUAGUCUUCAUUGACACAACACGCCCGAAGAAGAACACUCGCGCAGUGCAUGUGCAGACAUUGCACUCGAGUAGUCAUCUGUUGAGGCAGCGGCGCAGGCGCUCUUCCUCUUCGUGCUCGUCAUCCAGCAGUUCUUCGUCGUCUUCGUCAUAUUCGUCGGAUGAUUCGGCCAGGGGCAGUCGCAGUAGUAGAUCUCGUUCACGCACAAGCCACAGCGAUAGGUCGCAAUCGCGCAGUCGCAGUAGAAGUAGGAGUAAUAGCAGGACGCCGUCUCCUGUGCGACGAAAAAUGCAAGAGAUGAAAGAAGUUGAAGAGCGUAGGGUUGUGUAUGUCGGUAAGAUAGCUGAUGAUAUGACCAAGGAAGACUUGCGCAGACGGUUUGCGCGUUUUGGUCACAUCACUAACCUCAGCGUACAUUUCCGUCGUCAUGGCGUAAACUACGGUUUUGUGACUUUUUCACACAAACAGGACGCGUACGACGCUGUUGCAAGGGGUAAUGACAACAAGGAUGAGCCACAGUAUGAUUUGAGUUUCGGAGGGAGGAGAUUGUUUUGUCAGACGACGUAUGCCGACUUAGAUAAUAUGCACGAUGAUGUGCUGUAUGACGAGUUCGGGGCGUGGCCGGCGGAUAAUUUGUGUGCAGGUGGCGCUGAUGCGCCAGCCAAGGACGAUAACUCGUUUGAUAAUUUGCUACGUAAGGCGCAGGCCAAACUCAGGAAUCGUAAGCUUUGACCAUUGGUGUUUGAGCUGGAGUUGUUCGGAUGCAUUUUGAAUGAAACAUAGCCACACUUUUUAUAAUCAAAAAACAUCACGUUGCUAAUAUGAGUUGGAGAUUAUGUGAAAUGUAUCUUGUUGCAUUCUGCGAAAAACGCCAUAUGUGAUCACUUACUCUGUAAAUAGCUAAUUACUUUCAUGACACACACACACAUACGUUUUCAUUGAUAUCAUUUCAGUCGCAAUUGAAUUCAACAUAUUGUACACACGCGUUAUGGAUUUGAUUGGAUGUAAUCGCAGCCGGUUUCAUUGCAUUUUUGUGCAGCACAACUUGAAUGUGAUGAAACGAUUGCGAAUAGCAUGUGAAUAAGCGCCGCCCACUUUCAACAUGGCCGACUGUGUAGGUUAUGUUGCAUGUGAUUUCUACCGCGUCUUACACGGGGCAUCAAACAAAACUCUUUAUCAAUAAACUUGUGACAUUUAAA
This is a messenger RNA of Dalotia coriaria, 3779 nucleotides long. RefSeq names its product PGC-1 family member spargel (gene srl). The coding region runs from base 328 to 3312 and encodes 994 amino acids. Lineage: Eukaryota; Metazoa; Arthropoda; Insecta; Coleoptera; Staphylinidae. The record is from RefSeq and is a predicted model, not a curated record. Gene Ontology annotation, molecular function: RNA binding; transcription factor binding. Gene Ontology annotation, cellular component: nucleus. Gene Ontology annotation, biological process: positive regulation of transcription by RNA polymerase II. The transcript has 6 exons.